Messenger RNA from Malaclemys terrapin pileata, 9476 nucleotides. It is a transcript of the gene KCNJ3, whose product is annotated as potassium inwardly rectifying channel subfamily J member 3. Gene Ontology annotation, biological process: potassium ion import across plasma membrane; regulation of monoatomic ion transmembrane transport. The transcript has 3 exons. NCBI's taxonomy places the organism in Eukaryota, Metazoa, Chordata, Testudines, Emydidae. Gene Ontology annotation, molecular function: G-protein activated inward rectifier potassium channel activity. The record is from RefSeq and is a predicted model, not a curated record. Bases 1235 to 2725 code for a protein of 496 amino acids. Gene Ontology annotation, cellular component: plasma membrane.
GGUGGCGGUGCUGCCCGGCACUGCAGAGCCAAGUGAGGAGCAGUAGAGGUGCAGAGCAGGCAGGGGCAGGCGGGGCUAGCGGAGCUCCGCCGCUCCUCGCACGCGCCGCCGCGCGCACACCCCCGGGGCUGCUGCUGCUGCCUCGCCACGCCGCGAAUCGCGCCGCCCGCUAGCAUGAGGAGGAAAAAACCCGUGGAGCAUAAUUUCUGUUCCAGCUAAAAACCUGAACGGCUGUAACCCCCACCCCACGGGUUGCAGAGGAAGGGGAGAAGCUGCCAGCCCAACAGGGGUCCUCCCUGCUGAGCUACCCGCGCCGGGCUCCCUGGGGUCUCUCCUUGCUACCAGCCGCCGCCGGGGGAUAAUGAGGGACCCGUAUUUCAAGCCGUCCUGUAAGCAGCAGAACCGGGGCUGAGGAGAGAGGAGCAGCUCCUGAGACGCAGCGAGGAAGCUGCCUCCUCCCGGGGAUUGGGGUGCCUGGUGCUCGCCGAUCGCCUCUCCGCCCAUGUGCUUGACUUGUGUCCAGCUGAACAGUCGAUAGAGAGAGCCCGGCUGGAAAGAGACUCCCUUGCUGGGUGGGGGGAUUAGGAAGAGCAGGGGGUCGGGAGGGCUGCCGCUGGCGUUCCCCGCCUUACCAGGGGUGCACUGAGCCUGAGAAGAGAUGCCUUUGUGCCCGGUCCUCGCCAAAGGAUAGCGCCGUGGAGGAGCAGGAAGACAGGGAGGAGGGGGCAAGCAUCUGCCCUUCUCAUUGCAGGCUUUGCAGCUAGUUUACUCGGAAUACAUCGGUUUUCCCCCUCUGACAUACAGGUGCAGCAGAGGGAAGUGGAAUCAGGGAGAUACAGAGCGAGCGAGCUGCACAAAGGUAAAACGGGACUGCAUGUCUUUGUGUGGCUCCUGGUUUUAAGGGGGGCGGGGAAGGAAGGGAAGGUUCUGCCUGUCAAGUGGGGAGCGAUUGGAAAGUAAGGGGUUGCAAAAAGAAAAAGAGGAAGCAUCUGAAAAAAGGGGAGUGAGGAGAGAAGCAGGAAGGGAAAGAAAAGAGGAGGUAAGGAGAGAGAAUAAGAAAGAGGAAGGGAGACAGAAAAGUGCAGAAAGGCAGAGAAACAGGGAAGGAAAGAGGCAGGGAGAGAGAAGAGUAGAAAAGUAGAGAGUGAAGGGGAGAGGCAGACCCUUGCCCCCUUGUGCUGUGCAAGCCUAGUGGUGCCUCCUUUCUGGUGACUCUGGCUAGCCCCUCCAUAUUAUGUCUGCACUCCGAAGGAAAUUCGGGGACGAUUACCAGGUAGUGACCACCUCUUCCAGUGGCUCAGGCUUCCACCAGCAGCAAGCGGCAGCAGCUGCUCCUAGAAGAAAGAGGCAGCGAUUUGUGGACAAGAAUGGUCGUUGCAAUGUGCAGCAUGGCAACUUGGGCAGCGAGACAAGCCGCUACCUGUCGGACCUGUUCACCACCCUGGUGGACCUCAAGUGGCGCUGGAAUCUCUUUAUCUUCAUUCUCACUUACACUGUGGCCUGGCUCUUCAUGGCCUCCAUGUGGUGGCUCAUUGCCUACAUGCGGGGUGAUCUGAACAAAGCCCAUGAUGAUAACUACACUCCCUGUGUGGCCAAUGUCUACAAUUUCCCCUCUGCCUUCCUGUUCUUUAUUGAAACUGAGGCUACCAUUGGCUACGGCUACCGCUAUAUCACUGACAAAUGCCCCGAGGGUAUCAUCCUUUUCCUCUUCCAGUCCAUCCUGGGCUCUAUCGUGGAUGCCUUCCUCAUUGGCUGCAUGUUUAUCAAGAUGUCCCAGCCUAAGAAGCGGGCAGAGACACUGAUGUUCAGUGAGCAUGCUGUCAUCUCCAUGCGGGACGGCAAACUUACCCUUAUGUUCAGGGUAGGCAACCUUCGCAACAGCCACAUGGUCUCAGCGCAGAUCCGCUGCAAGCUACUUAAAUCUCGGCAGACACCUGAGGGCGAGUUCCUCCCUCUUGAUCAACUUGAACUGGAUGUAGGUUUUAGCACAGGGGCAGAUCAACUUUUUCUUGUUUCCCCACUUACGAUCUGCCAUGUGAUUGAUGCCAAAAGCCCCUUCUAUGACCUCUCUCAGCGAAGCAUGCAAACUGAACAGUUUGAGAUUGUCGUCAUCCUCGAGGGCAUUGUGGAAACAACUGGGAUGACAUGUCAAGCCCGAACUUCGUAUACCGAAGAUGAAGUUCUCUGGGGUCACCGUUUUUUCCCUGUGAUUUCCUUAGAGGAAGGAUUUUUUAAAGUAGACUAUUCCCAGUUCCAUGCAACAUUUGAAGUCCCUACUACGCCCUACAGUGUGAAAGAACAGGAAGAAAUGCUUCUUAUAUCUUCCCCUUUAAUAGGAUCAGCUGUAAGUAACAGUAAAGAAAGGAAUAAUUCUGUAGAAUGUCUAGAUGGUCUAGAUGACAUUAGUACAAAGAUACCCUCAAAACUGCAGAAAAUGACUGGAAGGGAAGACUUUCCCAAAAAACUACUAAGGAUGAGUUCUACAACCUCUGAAAAGGCCUACAGCAUUGGGGAUUUACCUAUGAAACUUCAGCGAAUAAGCUCAGUUCCUGGCAACUCAGAAGAGAAACUGGUAUCUAAAACUACAAAGAUGAUGUCAGAUCCUAUGAGUCAGUCUGUGGCUGAUUUGCCACCAAAGCUUCAAAAAUUGUCAGGAGGAGGAGCUAGAAUGGAGGGAAAACUUCCACCCAAAUUGAGGAAAAUGAAUUCUGAUCGCUUUACAUAACAAGAAUAGACAUUUAGAUAUUAUUUAAAGUUUGAAUUAUUAGUCAAUCCAAUUUGGGCAGGAAAGCAAACUCUCUGAAAAGAGUAUAGUAGCUAAAAGGUGAAAGUUUCCUAAGCACUACAUGCAAACUGGGACAGCAGUGUUCUUCCCAGAUAAUGAUGUACUGUAAGUGUAAUGUUCUGAUUAAAAGACCUGAAGUCCUGACUGAGGUCAUAGGAGAGCAAAUAUUAAUUGGCAUGUAGUAUCACAACAAGCAUGCAAUAAUAGUGUGCAAUUUUUGCAUAUAGUUUUCUGGCAUGAUUCUUACUAUAUUUAUAUUGUAUAUUCUGAAAAUAUGUAAAGGGGGGUGUUAUUCUCUCCUAUAUUUCUUAAGGGUAAGUAGUAGGUAAAACAUGCGUAGGAAACUUUCAGGGCAAGUUAUAAUUUAAUUUAAAGUGUAUUUAUUUUUUCUGAUGUAGAUUGUGAUGUUUUGUUCAAACAAAGUAGUUAUGGUGCAUGUUUUCUUUCUUAAAAUAAGGCUAUAAGCAUUAGUCAAUUCCAAACACCAAAUUUCUUAGCCUUAAAUUAUUUGCCAUUUUAUAAUUUGCUUUAAUAAUUUCUUUGUUUUUUUUCCUGCCAUUACAAUGCUGGGAGAAUUUAAAGUGUACUUCAUAAGAGGUGUUAGCAAAAAAUUGUACUAUUUAGGGCUGGGCAAAAUAUCUCAAACAGAGUUUCCGUUUUAAGUACAAAAUUUUAAAUAAAAUCAUGAGAUCAUUUUGUUUCAUGACUAAUAAUAUUAGUGUAACAAAACAUUCAAAAUGGGCACAUUUGCUUGAUUUUCUAAUGUAAGUAGUAUCAAUCUGAUAGGAAAAUGUAAAAUCAACUACUUAGACUUUCUGGGUGAAAUUUUGUCCCAAUUACAUCAAAGGCGAAAUACUGAUUAGCUUCAAUGGGGCUGGGUUUUCACCCUCCACAUUUAGGACCCAGUCAUGCAAACUGUUACUUGUGCAUCAAUGGGACUACUUGUCUGAUUAGGGACUACUCAUUUGAGUAAGAGUCUGCAGGAUCUUUUGCUUUAGUUUUCCAACCAAAUUGGAAUCUCACAAUCAGAAUUAUUUUUCUGAAUUUUCAAAAAUUGCUAAAUCCUUUACUGAAACACCAAAAAAAUGUUAAUGCUCUCUUAUUGUCCACUAAGUCCAUCUAGGCAACUUUUCCCUCUCUUUUAGGGGAAUUUUUCCCUCUUGCGUUCUAUAUGGUGAUAAUAUUUUAAAGUGAUAAAAAUACAUUUAGAUGUAUUUUGAAGUGCAAAAGGUCAAUUCUUCAUAAAUGUAUUUUUGAACUUGUUUUAUUUUUCAUUUCACUUCAUUCUAAAUUCUCUUGGCAGAGAUGAGCCAGCCUGGUAGGCAUAGUAUAGGUACCUCCAGCCAACCAUGGGUAGGUAGCAUUUUGGUACCUAUCCUCUAUUUGGAGUUGUCCCAGUUCUUCCACUAAAAGUUGAACUUCUAUAUAGUGUACAUCACAGCAUCUGAAAACACUCAUUUGUUGAUGCUAUAUCAUUACUAGAAGUGGUGCUUUGGCACAGUUCCUGCAUCUGGUUUGGAGUUUCAGGAAUAGGUCUGGCUUUCUGGGUAUCUUCAGGCAGUGAGAAUUUCUAUCUUGGCUCAUCUCUAUUCUGUUCAUAAAAGGGUCAGUGUGAUUAAUUUGACCAUAAAUGUGUAGCUGGUGCACUUUUGGAAACAGGGUAAUUAAAUAAGACAACAGCAAAAAUAAUACACCUCUACCCCAAUAUAAUGCUGUCCUCGGGAACCAAAAAAUCUUACCGCAUUAUAGGUGAAACCGCGUUAUAUUGAACUGGCUUUGAUCCGCCGGAGCACUGCUUUACCACGUUAUAUCCAAAUUCGUGUUAUAGCGGGUCAUGUUAUAUUGGGGUAGAGGUGUAGUAAUAAUUACUACUAAUCCUGAUAUCAAAGUUUGGGAUGUAAUUUUUAUGUAAUUAUCCAAAAGUAUGGUAGUUCGGGACCGCAGUGAACAAGAAUCUUUUUACUUUUAGAACAUACACUGUUAUGGUGUUAACUGUGUGGUGUUAACUGAUUUCAAUCAUGUAUUGGCAGUUCUGACUCAAAAGGCUUUGGACCAUCUUAAGUGAGAGAGUGCACAUUUGUAGGACUGUAUAAAGAAGUAAUAAUAAUAGUAGAUCUACCAAUAUCUGGAAAAAAUAUUUUAUUUUAUUUUGUAAUUGGUUGCAAGGAAUGAAAAAUAGGGAACCUACACUGCUAGGUACUCAGCACUGUUCACCAUCUGCCAAUUGUGUACUUAUGGAUUUCACAUUUACUUACCGAGUUUUUCAGAGUUUAUAAUGAUCUGUGAUCUACAUUGCAUGCUUGUUAGACCUUUGGCUAAACUGUCAGCCCUUUGCACAUUAUUUGGGGUGUGUAGUAGUACCAUGCUGUAAAUGCCUGGUGAGCAAAAUUGUGAUGUGUUAAAAGAUUAAUUCUGACAGCUUAGUUGUCCCCUUGUUGUUGAUACUUUACGACAGGCUUUCUUACAAAAUACAUUUGACAUCUGUGCCAUAAAAGUCUGAAAAUGUCCUGUCAAAGCAAUUUUUGGCACCUCUUAUUCCAUUGUGUAAGUUUCUGCAGUGUGGAAGUUGGGCUUUUUAAAAAAAAAUCUUACCCUUAAGAUAUUUGCUUUAACUUUAGCAUUUGCUUUUGGGAAACGUGAGAGAAAAUUUGUGCCAGAAUAUCAAGUAUAUUUUAAAAAAGUAAAUAAAUUAUGCUAGUGGAACCUGAAUACAAAUGGUAUGAGAAUUAGAAUUAUUGAUAAAGUGCAAGUGAACCACAAAUUACUUAGGUCGUGUCUACAUGACAGUUUGAUUGGCGUGCAGCUGCAGACUUUUGAAUACACUUGGGCACACGCACACUUGUGGUGAGUAUGCACAGUGCCAACACAAGCACCCAAGUAUAAAAUGGGGUGCACCAGAGGUAGGUAUCCCAGUAUGCCCCAUGGCACCAUCUGGUGCAAUGCCUUGUGGGAUAUUUUUACUGGGCUUUGUGAAAUACCAGGGAUUUCUGGGAACUAGGGGUCAAUUUUCCACCAUGCCACUGUCUUCGUCCUGUAGUGCUUGCCCCAAUCCCAUAAUUUUUGCACCAUUUUUAAAAACUUCCACAGUCCUGCAAACUGCUUUCCCGUCUCUGCCAUCUCUGGCAAAAGCCUGGACCCUGCACAGCUCAGCACAAUUCUCAUGAGCUUUGCUAAUACAAGACGAACAAUUCUCCAGUAUUUGCAGAACUUGAAUGAGUACUACAAUUGGUCAUGUAGUGAGGAAGAUGCAGAGAUGUUGAAGCACAAUAACUGGAUACAGAUAGACAUAGCUGGGGGAGGGAGGGAGAUCCAGAGCAACUCCACAUGGUGAAUCUCUCUGUCUGGGCCUGAGAAACUAGCACUGAUUGGUGAGAUUGCAUCGUAAUGCAGGUUUAGGAUGACUAGCAGUGGCUGCGGAACUUUUGGAUGCAAAAGGCCAUGUUCCUGGAUCUUUGUGGCAAGCUCACUCCAACCCUCCAGUGCAGACACACCAAAAUAAGAGCUGAAUUGACAGUGGAGAAGCAAGUGGCAAUUGCAUUCUGGAAACUUGCAAUACCAGAUUGCUAUCAAUCAUUGGCAAUCAUGUUGCAGUUGAAAAAUCCACAGGGGGAGCCACGGUCAUCCAAAUGUGUAAGGCCAUUAAGUGUGUCCUGCUGCACAGGACUGUGACUUGGCAAUGUGCAGGAAAUAGUGGCUGGACUUUCAGCAAUUGGGUUUCCAAACAGUGAUGGGGUGACGGACAGUAUAUCUUGCCAGUGAAUACAUCAACAGAAAGGUAUACUUUUAAGUGUGGCUGAUCCUGUGGUUUUCACAGGUCAGUGUAUGUGUAGCCAUGGUUCUCCUGGUUUUCCCCCAGUGUGGAGUAGCAGCAGUAAAGAUGUAUACCAUAUUGCCACUUGUUAUGUGGGGGGGGGGUGGGUAUCAGACCAUGGUGUUUUCCAAGGACUGGAAAAGCUACUGAGUCUGAGGUCUCUGGGCAUAUAGGUCAGUAAUGCUCUGUAACAUCUAAGUUUGUUGUCAGAGUAAACCCAUCAUGUCCUGAUGCAUUUCCAAGUAUGCCUUUUGGUCCUUUUCCUUCUCCUGCAGCAACCUGCUUUCUCCAUUCUUGGUCUUUCUCCAUUGUCACGGUCAUAUGGCUUCUCCAAGCCCUGUGUUUUCAGUCUGAGUUUGUAGAGGAUUGGAAGAUCUCGCAGAACAUAUUCUUCCGAGUCCGCUACUUUCUCCUCCUGAUCAGGAUCAAAUAUUCAGCAGAUCUGGAGUGGGGCACCUCUCGAGACUACCAGGUCAGAGGUUGCUGAUUAAAACAGACCGAUAUUGCAUUAGAUUUAUAACCACAAUGGAAAGGGAAUGAUAAGUCUAAAAUCUCUCAUAUGUUAUUCUCUGUAAUAAGAAAUGUUAGUUUUCACUUAAGUUUUGGAGCGUCUCGCUACAGCACCGCUCUGCAGCUCAAGCCAUGGUGAGUAGGGGUGUGGGGUUAUUCUUUUGCAUGGAAGGUUUAAAUGCUAGGUGCCCCUGGGUGUGGGUAUAGGCAAAGUGCAGUGAAUAUUGGCAGUUUUUUUCACCGGCAGUGAUAACUUUGGCUGAUUAUCUCAGCACAGACAACCCUACUGCAAAUGGCAUCCCAAAACUGCCUGGGCCCGUAUGUUGCGCAGAUAGCUUAUUUAUUGCAAUGGUGCCAGCCAAAUGCAACACAGAGUGUCAUGGUAAAAUCUCAUAUCGGGGGUGAAGAAAAAAGGCUGUCAUCCCUAGAAAGGUUUGGGAGAGGAUCGCAGAGUUUCUCUAUGGACAUCCCUGUUUAGAUUAACAAAGUUCUCUGCAUGACCCCCUGCCCAGCCCGACAAACCAAAGAAUAAAAAAGCAGAUGCUGAUUCUACCUCUGUUUGUUCUACCUCUGCCUGAGCACAGGGCAAUAAUCUGAUUUGAAUUGUGUAAUCAGACUGCCAUAAUACUCUUUCUGAAUUUAUUCUCUAUCAUUUUUUUCUAACAUUAUACCAGUUUUUGUUCUCUACAGUUGCUGAUGAGAUGGGCACCCUUUUUUAAAUGGGGAAGAAGAGCUAGAUGGGAGGGAGAUGAGAUUACUGACAAUGAAAAGGGAAAUGAUUAUAAAGAAUAAUGCCUGUACACACUUACCCACACUCCCUUCCCAUCAGUCAGCUCAUAUGCGUUCACAUGGUGGGACUGGUUUGAGUUUGGUGGAAAUUCAAACUGCUUGUGGCAUGGUUUUUCCCCUUCUCCUUCCAACAGGUCUGCAUUCAGGCUCCUGCAAAACAGAAUGCAGAGUGCUGGCAGGGUCACUGCCAAGUAUGACCUGCAGGUCAUUCUAAAAAUGGCAGGUCUACAAGGCAGCAUCAGAUUUCUUGUUGCCUCCCUCCCCUUCUGGUAUCCCUGGCAAAGUUACUUCAUUUUCACACAGCACUGCUGGUCAUCUCUGUUGUGCUGCAGUUUCAGUAUCGCCAGUGGAAUUUGCACAUAGAUGUCUAUAUUUCCAUAGCUUUUACAGUCUCUUCUCUCCACAGGCCAAGGAGAUCCAAGACUACUUGUUUACUCCAGGUAGGAGCAUGUCUAGUAGCAUCUGUGUGCAGAGCCAGCAUGGCCAGAUGCACACAACAAAGGUGAGCUGGUAGGUGUGCUUGCCAAGGUAGGCAAUCAGGAAGAGUCAUUUCAGAAUCACAUGGGAGGUGCUGAUGCGGAGGUGGGAUGGUUAAGGGAUUCCAGUCUCUCUGACCGUUGGCAGUGGAGUUCAAAAUUUGUUACGGGGAUAUGCAUAUUGUGAGACAGUUGCUGGAGGACUGCUAGGAUCAAUAGAGGUAAUUCAGUAUUUACACUUGCACUGCAUCAACCUAAGUAGGCCAACCGUGGCUCUCUGACACUCAGGAAGGUAGUACUGUCUGAUGGGCACUUAUGUUGGUAGGAGAUAGGCUUUGGUUUAGACACGUGCACAACUAGGGUCAACACAAGUGGACUUAAGUUGACCUAACUUUGUAGUGUAGACCAGGCCUUAGUAAUCUGAAGAAAUCAUGCUUUGAAAUUGGAAAGUACUGUCCUUAUUAUGUUAUGUUUGAUGCUGCAAAAUAUUUUGAUAAAUAUUCAGUUAUGAUUAAUUCAAAAUACCUAAUUUUUUAUAUAAAACAUUCAUCCUUCCCUGCUGCGAAUAAGGCUGCUGAGUCCUGUGGCAUGUACUGGAAUAUAAUGUAUGUUAAAACUAAAAUAUUGAUAAGUGCAAACAAACAUGAAUAAUAAAUUAGUUUGUAAUUUUUUUUUAAGAAAUUGAAGUUAUUCUGGGUUAAUAUUUAAUUUCUGUUAGCAUAGCCACUUCUCUCAUUUCAUCAUUUUUGUUUUUGCCCAGCCCUAGUGCUUAAGCUAAAAAAGUAUUUCUUUCUGACUGCACAGCAGGUCUGUGUUCUCUACUGCUGAAUUUAUGCUUGAAUUAUAUUGUAAAUUGUAUAUAUUCAAAUUAGAAUCCACUAAUUGCAUUUUCUGGCAUGCAAUCUAUAAUUGUAUAAAUGUACAAGUUUAUUUGGAUUAUACAAAAUUACAAACUCUUGUAUUCGUUAAUACUGCAAGCUCAGUUUUAUCUAAAGCUAUAUUAAACUUUCAAAAAUUGUUGGGUUUAAACGUCAUAGUGUACUUGUCAUUUAUCAAAUGUACCCUAAGUAUAUUUUUUAACAAAUGAAUAAAUAUUCAGGGUUUU